Paralichthys olivaceus (Japanese flounder) is the source of this 642-nucleotide messenger RNA. NCBI's taxonomy places the organism in Eukaryota, Metazoa, Chordata, Actinopteri, Pleuronectiformes, Paralichthyidae. The record is from RefSeq and is a predicted model, not a curated record.
CGAGUUGAUGCACGUUGACGAGUUUAUCGACGAGCUUCUUCACGCAGAGAGAAUGUGUGACAUCAUUUUGCCCCGGCUUCAGAGGAGACAAGUCCUCGAGGAGGCCGAGAUGUUGGACCCACGCAUCAGCGCCCUGGAGGAAGAUCUGGAUGAAGUGGAGACCAGUGAUGAAGAAGAAGAGGAAGAAGAGAAGCAGCUGGAGAGACUCCAGACGCCUGAACCACACAGACGUAGUUACCGUGACAACGACAGGCCUCGCCGCUCCCCGUCACCUCGCUACAGACGCAGCCGCUCACCCAGACGGAGGAGCCGAUCUCCAAAGAGGCGGAGGUUUGUUCGGAUGAAAUCAGUCGUCAAAUGUUUUCAACCUUAUUUUGUGGCUCAGGCUCUUUCAGUGAUUCUGUUGUGUUUUGUCAGCCCAUCGCCCCGGAGAGAGCGCCAUCGCAGCAAGAGCCCCCGCCGCCACCGCAGCCGGUCCAGGGACCGACGCCACCGCUCCAAAUCCCCAGGUCACCACAGAAGCCACCGACACCGCAGCCACUCAAAGUCUCCAGAGAGGAGUUCAAAGAAGAGUCACAAGAAGAGUCGAAGAAACGAGUGACCUCCUUUCUACUUUUAUAUCUUUUUUCUUUUUCCCUCGGA